AUGUCUUCGAAGCGAAAGUCUCCUCCAACGAAACUUCACGAAGGCAACAACACAACCGAAUCAAACCUCCCAUCUCUUCAACCUCAGCAGCUAGGCAGUGGCAGCGAAGGCGGUAAUCUCACUGACCUUGACGAAACUAGCAGCAACAACCUCAGCGAUAUCUGCGAAGAAGACACGAACACCAUGGUACAACAUCCAGCUGCCCCUUUCUACAAGAUCUCAGGCUCCUCGUCGCCAGGCAGCGCCACAGGCAGUGACGUUGAUGACGUCGACGAUGAGAGAACACCUCCGAACAAGACGGCAAGGAUAAUGUACUCUUCCGAGCCCAACAUCCUUAUGUCGAGCAGCAUACAAGCGUUAUCGUUACACAACGACGGCUCUGAGAGACGAAGGAAUUCUUCGGAGUGUAGUAGUCCAAAUUCGGAUAUGAAAACGAACAUUCACUAUAACAAUAACAAUAGUAGUUUGCAUAAUAAUAAUAGUUUUACGCAUCCGCUGAAGAGGUCGAUGGAUGAUGUGCUGAAGAGGUUAACGUCGAAGAUCAACAGCAGUUCUAUUAGAGAGGAGAACAAAAGGCCAACCCCAUCGUCGACACCGAAUUCAAUAAACAAUUCGGAUGUUGAACCAACUGCGGCUAUUCAACAAGCUCUUUCUGGAGACAACAUCACGGAGAAGCAUAGGAAGUUGUCGGAGCUCAUUUUGCAACUGCAGAUGGCUAGAGAACAGCUUGUUACAGAACAGCAACUGGAAUCAGAUAAGAUCCUACAAGAACAAACCCAUUAUGCUCUUGCCUCAGAUUAUGCUAUGUGGAACGAACACCUACAACUUCAACUUGACUUGAUGAAAUAUGAUUACCGAUAUCCAUGA
Messenger RNA from Phaedon cochleariae (mustard beetle), 867 nucleotides. Lineage: Eukaryota; Metazoa; Arthropoda; Insecta; Coleoptera; Chrysomelidae. The record is from the annotation of a GenBank genome assembly.